Messenger RNA from Canis lupus familiaris (dog), 5902 nucleotides. RefSeq names its product mannosidase endo-alpha (gene MANEA). Gene Ontology annotation, cellular component: Golgi apparatus. Lineage: Eukaryota; Metazoa; Chordata; Mammalia; Carnivora; Canidae. Gene Ontology annotation, molecular function: alpha-mannosidase activity. The coding region runs from base 339 to 1724 and encodes 461 amino acids. The transcript has 6 exons. The record is from RefSeq and is a predicted model, not a curated record.
AGGACUACAGAUUAGUCUGUGAGGGAUAUCACAGAGCCACCCACAGUAAGAGCUGGAGGAAAAAGAAAUCUCAGGCUUGGAGCUAAAGAUACCCCAGGCAGAACUAGGAAGAUAAGAAUCAUCUGGGGAGCCUGAACAUACAUAGGAGAAAAUCAAAACUGAACGAGAGAUUUUCGAGAAAAAUUUGGGGAAGCCAACGUACUGUUCCUUGGGCUGCCACAUUCCAUACAUGAGAAUUUCACUCCCAGGGGUCAUGUAUUGCAGAGCUUGAAAGAUGAUAUGAGUUGGCCCUUCCCAAAACUAAACAUUUACCAUUUUGGAGUUUAAAGUAUGUCAUCAUGGCAAAGUUUCGAAGAAGGACUUGCAUCAUUUUGUCACUUAUUAUUCUAUUUAUUUUCUCCCUGAUGAUGGGUUUAAAAAUGCUGAGACCAAAUAAAGCUACUUCCGGAGAUCCUUUUGGACUUGAACUUCUUCCAGAACUUCAUCAACAAACUCACUUAAGGAAAAGCUUUGAUUCCCAAAACAAUGACAAAGUCAACAGUGAAACAAAUAUCAAGAACUUAAAAAGUGUUGAAAUCACUAUGAAACCUUCUAAAACCUCUGAACCUUACCUGGAAGAGCUGCCACCCCUGAAUUAUUAUUUACAUGCAUUUUAUUACAGUUGGUAUGGAAAUCCACAAUUUGAUGGUAAAUAUAUACAUUGGAACCAUCCAAUCUUGAAGCAUUGGGACCCUAGAAUAACCAAGAAUUAUCCACAAGGGAAACACAGUCCCCCGGAUGACAUUGGCUCCAGCUUUUACCCUGAAUUGGGAAUUUACAGCUCUCGGGAUCCUUCUGUCAUUGAAAGUCACAUGAAACAAAUGUACUCAGCUUCAAUUGGUGUACUAGCCCUAUCUUGGUACCCACCUGGUACAAAUGAUGAGAAUGGAGAAAAUACUGAUGACUUGGUACCAACUAUUUUGGAUAAAGCUCAUAAAUAUAAUCUGAAGGUCACUUUUCACAUUGAACCAUAUAGCAAUCGAGAUGAUCAAAACAUGUACAAAAAUGUCAAAUAUAUUAUAGACAAAUAUGGAAAUCAUCCAGCCUUUUAUAGGUACAAGACUAGGACUGGCAAUGCUCUUCCUAUGUUUUAUAUCUAUGAUUCUUAUAUCACAAAGCCUGAAAAAUGGGCCAAUUUGUUAACCCCCACAGGAUCUCAGAGCAUCCGCAAUUCUCCUUAUGAUGGACUGUUUAUUGCACUUCUAGUAGAGAGCAAACACAGAUACGAUAUUCUUGAAGGUGGUUUUGAUGGAAUUUACACAUAUUUUGCCACAAAUGGCUUUACUUAUGGCUCAUCAUAUGAGAAUUGGGCAAGGCUAAGAUUUUUUUGUGAUCAGUUCAACCUCCUGUUUAUCCCAAGUGUGGGCCCAGGAUAUAUAGAUACCAGCAUCCGUCCAUGGAACGCUCAGAACACUCGGAACCGAAUCAACGGGAAGUACUAUGAAACUGCUCUGGAUGCUGCACUCCAUGCCCAUCCCAGUAUAAUUUCUAUUACCUCUUUUAAUGAGUGGCAUGAAGGAACUCAGAUUGAAAAAGCUAUUCCCAAAAGAACCAGUAAUACAGUAUACCUGGAUUACCGGCCUCAUAAACCAAGUCUUUAUCUAGAACUAACUCGCAAGUGGUCUGAGAAAUAUAGUAAGGAAAGAGCAGGUUAUACAGUUGAUCAGAAGCUGCCUCUUUCCUAAUGCAUAAAUAAUUAUAGAAAUCACCUAAUUUCAGUAAACACCUUUCGUGUUAUUUGGCAGUUAUCCCAUCAGUAUAUAUGUAAUAAAAAGAAUUUGUAAUUUUUUAAAAAUGCUAACUAAUAUCAUCAUUGUCACCCUUCACAAUUCUGCACUGAAAAAAAUCUGAGAGAAAAGUUGUGCAAUAAUGUUAUUUGACAUGAUUACAUAGAGAAUGCACAGUUAAAUCCUGAUUGUAUUCUGGGCCCAACGAGAGAGAAUGUGUAUAUUUGAUAUGUCUAGUGAAGAAAAUAAGAUCUACAAGAUAGUGUAUAUUUCAUUAGUUUUUUUUUUUUUUCCAAAGAUUCAUUCAUCCAGAGUCUGUUCACUAAUACAGUACAGUCUCCAAUAAGAAUUCUUAAGGAAAAUAAAAUCUUAACUUAAGCCUUACUGUGAAUCGUAUUGUGUUAGGAAGGCCUGCUUUCUGCAGCACAAUAUGCAUCAUUCUUUGAAUAUUUUUUGAUAACAUAGCAUGCUAGGUAUUUUGCAUGUCUACUGUGUCUGCUUUAAAAGCUAUGAAAAAUUCUGUCAUAGAAGUUAAUGAUUGCUUCUCUGUUAAGAAAACCUAGUUGGUUUAUAGUUAUUAUGAAGAUAGAAUGACCAAAAUACAAGUUUUUGGAUACCUGUCAAUCUUUGCCUUGUCAUUCAUGUUUUUAUUUUAAUGUUAAUCAGAGACCAACUGUUAGUAUCAAUCUUUUUCUUACUUACCAACCAUUAGCUUUCCUUCUUAAUAUUUUAAGCUAUUUUAACAAAAUAGAGAAAAAUUACUUUGCAUUUUAAGGACAUAGAAAUGAAAAUUCUUUUAUAUCUUAAAUUCAUUCCUGAAGUUUGACUUUUAAGUUUAACACUUAGUGAUGGGAAUAAUCUCAUUUAAAAGACAAAAUAUCCCCAUGUAAAAACAUUAUACUUUGACAGUACCUAUCAUAUUCAAUAUUUGUGAUCAGUUGUUAAUCAUUUAUGACAAAUUAAUCCACCAAUAUGCUAAAAAAUGAAUCUCCUUAAUAGAUUGUUAUUCUUCAAUUCUUAGAGUUAAGUAGAACUAUAAAAUAUAUAUAUACUAUGACAUGAUUAUUCCUUAGAUAUUUAAUUUACUAAAGAGAAGCAGUAGGGCGUACUAAACAAUAAUACCUAUAAAUCUUCAGGUUUUAGAGAUACUCAUUCAGAAAUAAGGUAACAGUAGAAUUUAUCAUAAAAUAGCCCAUCAGGUGGUAAAAUUUACUUUUAGUUAGUAAUUUUGAAAUAAAAUAUCUUUUAUUUGAAAAGAGGCAUGAUUAAUAUAAAACUUAUUUAAACCUUAACAAUUUGCCAUUUCUCAGAGAAUGAUCAGGCCAUGGGAAAUGCAAAUAGUAGUAAUCUACUUUCUAGAAGAAAUUAUCAGAAUAAAUCACUAUAACAAUAUAAUGAAGCCUCUUCCUAACCUGUGGAUUUUUUUUCUUCUAUCCAGUUAGCCACUGUAUGUUAUCAUAGGAUAAACUGUAAAUAUGUCUAACAAUAACUUUUACCAUAUUUUAUUAAAUUUCAAGAAAUAACUACCACAGAGGAAUUUUUGUCAUUGCUUAUACUGCAUAUCUGAACCUACUGUAACAGAAAAAUUUUUGAAAUAGUUCUGAAAUUAUAAAACCAAGGUCUACAAAACCUCAGCACAAAUACCACCACUUUCUAUCUUGCUCCCCUUGCAAGCCUAGAUAAUCUAGUACAGCAGUACUCUUUACCUCUGAACUUUGUUGUGCUUCCCAAUACAUUACUCAAACUAGCCUGUAAUGAUCAGAUUUCAAAGUAAAACAAAACAGAUUUGUUCUCAAGGGAAAAUGUUUGGAAUCUGAUCUCAUAGUGGUUUAAGAAUUUAUAAUUAUAUGACUAUCCUGUGUCUUUUUGCCUGUUUAAUAAUUUCAUUAUUCUUAGGGAGGAAUGCUCUCAAAAAUCUUCCUCAGGUAUUCAUUACAGCUGCCUUUAUCAUUGGACUUAUAACACAGUUUGGAUCAUUAUGAUCACAAGUAAAAGCAAAGAACUGGUUACCUAAUUUAAACUAUCUAGAUUGAAUUCAAUAAACUAAAAUAACUGUCAAACAGUGUAAUAUAUGCAAUGCAUGAAUCAUAAUUCUUUUAUGGUUUAAUCAAUCUGUUUUGACUCUAUAGAAAACAGUCUUUUUUUCAUUGUUCCAUUGAGGAUUAAUAUUGUCAAAAACUGCUGUUAUUAAUGUUUAAGUUAUACAUUAACUUUUUUCUGUUUUAAAAGUAAUUAAAAGGCUAUUUUGUUAUAUGUAGUAACUAACUUUUCAUUUAAUAAAAGCAUACAUGAAAUCGUGUAUCUUAGAUAUAAAAAUGUGUUCCUUUCUAUUUAUGAAAUAUGUUUAAUUUCUGAUUAACAGAUGAAAAGUAAUAUUCAGCACUCUGUAUAUUUUUUCUAUUUAAAUAUGUAACACAAAGUGUGUCUUUAACUAUAUAUACAUUUUAAAUCUGUGAAUUUGUUUUUUUUUUUUGUGUGUGUGUGUGUUUUUUUUUUGUGAAUUUGUUAAACACUGGGUGUGUUUAACAAAUUCAUAGAAAAAAAUGGGGUUUUUUUGGGGGGUGGGUUGGAGAUGUUGUAUUUUUUUUAUUCUUUGGGCAUAAUCAUAUGUUAGCUCUAACAGACCACCAGAGAAUCUACCAAGUUUCUAACCCUACACUUUUUCAAACUGAUCAGUUACUCAGUUUAAACAUGAAGACUGUUCCUGAACUCUACAGUGCCUACAGAAACAGCUCUUGAAAGUCUGUGUCUAGAUAUUGAAUUAAAGUCAAACACUUUUAUGUCCCAUAGCAUAGCAAUACUUUAUGACCAGCAAAAUUUCAGUUAUUUUUAUAAAUAUCUACAAUUUCAAAAUGAUAAAUGGGCCUAGCCACAAGCAAAACAAUUUUUUUGGCUCAGAACUUCUUUUUAAAAAAUGUACUUCAAAUUAAAUUUUGUACUGACUUUAUGUGGAUACAUAACAAAGUCUAAAUGUUAUUGUAUGCUUCCUGUAAGAUCAUCAUUCUUGAGAAUUCAAGUACUACAUUGGCUUAAUUACUUUCAUAAAGACUCAUUCCAGUCUGAUCAAAGAACUUAGAGUAGUGCUGUUAGAUUUCAUCAAUGAAGAGAGGAACAUUUUUUCAAUGUGGUUUUUGUUGUUACGUAAUUUAUAGUAUCAAAAGAAAAAUAACUAUAUAUGGUAACAGAUAUGAAAUUUAGUGAAGUUAAAACAGCACUUUUUACUUUCUUUGUUCUAGAUUUCAUUUAAAAGCAUCUUACUUUGUUUCUCAAUUUAUAUUAAAAAAUUAGCCAUAAAUUUAAUCAUAAAUUAUCAUAAAUCAUAAAGAGACUUUCAGAAAAUACCCCAUUAAAUAAAUAUUUCAUGAAAUAAGACAAUGAGUUUCUAUGGUUUGAUAAUUCUAUAUACAGAACUCAACUUAUGACUAUAUCAUCAUGGUUUGUUUUUGACAUUUUGAAAGAAUUGGUCAGUCUGGCCAAAGAUUGUUGUAAACAACAUGAAAUAAAGGGAUAACUACUUAACUAUUCAGCCACAUUUAAGAUGCAUUAAUUAUGUUCAUGCAUGAAAGUAUUUCAGUGCUUUUUACAAAAGGCCAUUAUGAAAACAGUACUAUAUUAAUUUGAUAAUGUCUAAUGUGAUCUUUACCCUGAUUUUGAAACUAUCAAAUACAAAAGAGAAAAAUAUUUAGAAGAAAUCAAUUGUAAUAAAUGCAAUAAAGUUUAGAAAUUUAUAUAGUCACCUAAGAAGAGCGUGCCAGAACAUUUGUUAUAGUCAAAGUUUGUAUUUAUUGAAUGCUGCCAUUCUAUGUAUUGUUUUUUAAUUACUUAGAUUCAUUAGCCAUGUGGCAGGCUAUUAAGCCAUUAAUAUUAAAAGAGAGCAAUCUAAUCUCUGGCUUCUUGUAAAAAGUUAACUGCAAGGCUGCUGAAUUCUUAUUUGAAAACUUGGUGUUAUAUUUAAUUAAAGUACAUUCUUGAAAACUACACUCUUUUUAGCUGUCUUGUAAAAAAAAUGUUGAGUGACGAUCAUUUUAUGAAUAGUAGCUGAGCUCAAAUUCUAUUUUUCCUCAUGAAUAUUAUGUAUUCUUAGCUAAAGACAAUAUAAUCCCCAAAUAAAAUAUUAUUUUAAUGUUUAAUAUUUU